AUGGGGGCAGACACACGGGACCUGCUGCAACAGCAGCAGCAGGUAGUACCGUCGCAGAAGCAGCAGCAGCAGCAAAUACCACCACCACCACUGCAGCAACACCCGUAUCCACCGGAUGAACAACAGAAGCAGCAACAGCAGCCCCGCCCCAGUAGGCGCGCAAAUCGCAUCUUCCCUCAACAGCGGCACCAACAGGAUCAACAGGACCAGCCGCAGCAACAGCAGCAGGUGCAGCAGUUCCUGCAGCAGCACCGAACACGAAAUAGAACGAACCCUCAGCGGCGUCCCCGUCAGCAGCAGCAGCAGCAGGUUCUCGUUCUCCCGCCGUGGGGUCCACAAGCGACGGAUGCUCCUUCUGGUGAGAGGCCUGUGGGCCGCGUCUCAAGAGCUGCCCGUCGCGAGGCAGCAGCAGCAGCGGCAGCAGCAGCAGAAGCUAGCGCAGCAGCAGCGGCUGCAGCAGCAGCGAGUGCUGCAUCGCCUGUCCGAGAGUGGGUUCCCGGCUCUCUGCAGCAUUCUCUGCAGCAUUCUCUGCAGCAUCCAUUGCAGCAUUCACUGCAGCAGUUCCAGCAUCGUUGCUGGGACCGGCUGGAGCGGCACUCCCGGGAGGAGUACCGGACAUUGCUGCCUGUAGGGGACCUCUCCUCUGAGGCGCUACGCGUGCGGCUGGACCACGGGUACCCUCUAGAUGUGAGGGGAGGGGGCCCCCAUCAACCAAGACUAAGGCCGGGACCCCCUCACUGUGGCUUUCUUGGAGCUCCCCAUUUCUGCCUCCCCGUCUUGGGGCUGACGCCGCAAGGGCCGCACGGCGGUGGGCCGCAGCCGUGGGGGUCCCCCCUGCCAUUCGAGGCUCCUCCAACAGCCCCACAGGCCACCGCCUCGCUUUCGCCGGUACAGCAGUGUUUUUACGCACAGGGGCCCCAUACGCAGCAGCAGCGCGGACAGCAGCCUCAGCAGCAGCACGUACAGCAGCAGCAGCAGCAAUUUCAGCAGCAGCGCGUACAACAGCAGAUGCAGCAGCACCCUACCCCCCUGGCUCCUCUUGCCUCUCACCAUUUGCAGUCUUCAUCUGACUUCCCGUUCGUCUCAAUGAUGGGCGUCCCCACGAGGUCCCCGUUUGCUGGGGCCCCCCACGCGGAUGGGAGCAGCGGCAGCGGCAGCACCAGUACUCUGCAGCCAGGCGACGCCUGCAGCACGCAGAUCCUUGGUCUCGAAGCAGACCCUGUCGACUUCCCCGCUGCACCAGCAGCAGCCGCAACUGAAGCAAGAGCGGCAACGGAAACUGCGGCAGCUGCUGCAGCCGCAGCAGCAGCAGUAGCGCAGGCGCCUGCCAACGACGGUCGAAGGUCCAUGGAAGCAGCAAGAUACGGGGCAGUGGGUGUCACGGAAAAGCAAGAAUGCAGUUCGGCAGCUAGUGCUGCUUCUGCUGCUGCAGGAGCUGCAGCUGCGGCGGCAGCAGCCGCAGUAGCAACAGCUCCUGCCCCGGCUUUGAACGGCAUCGUUACCCUCGGUGCUUCUGUUGGUUGCCCCACUCCCUAUGCUGUCUUGCGCGAGGCACCGCUCCAGCAGCACCAAUCGUGGCAGCAUUUGUCUCAACCAUACUGGCAGUCGUGGCAGCUGCAGCAGCAGCAGUGGCAACAGCAGCUGCAGCACCAACAACUUCAGCAGCAGCAGUGGCAGCAGUGGCAGCAGUGGCAGCAGCAGUGGCAACAAAUGUCGUACGCAAUUGCUGCUCCAGUUGAUGUGCCUACAUACCCUUACGUGCCUCUGCAGCAGCUGCAGCAGCAACCGCAGCUGCAGCAACAGUAUUUAGGCCUGGUCCAGCAGCAACGACACGAUUGGGGGCUUCAGAGGCCAAGUGGAACGACGAGGAAUCACCAACGGGCGCCACGGCGCGGCCUACAGCAGCACCAGCAGCAGCCGCAGCACCACCAGCCUGCUUCGGCUCCACACAGCAGCGUAGCUGGUCCCCGCAGAGGCCUACAGCGCCAGUGGCAGCAGGCGGCCUUCCCAGCGACAGCGGCAACAACGGACUGCAUGCUUCACAUUGCAUCGGGGUCCUCUGCAGGGACGGCGGCGGCAGCAGCAGCUGCUGCAGCAACAGCUUACCCGCGGCCGCUGCAUGCACAUGCAGCAGGAGCUCCCGUCGGGGAGCCCACAGACAGCAGAAUGACCCGUACACCCGGUCGUAUCGUGGCUGCUGCUCCUGCGUACAGCCAGGGUGCUGCCACGCGCAAUGCGCCGUCUAGUUCAUCCCUGCAGCCGCAGCAGCAGCCCCCGCAGCAGCAGCAGUCACAGCGGCAGCAACAGGGGCAGUGGGAUGCGCAAGCACGGAAUUACGCAUGUAGCUCUAACAACCGGAAUGUAAAAGAGCUCCCCUUCCGGCCCCGGUCGGUGCAGGAGGAGCGGCACCUCAUUGCCAGCUCGCAUCACCUGGGGGAAGGGCCUCCGCGGGGCUGCAGGAGGCGGGCAACGAAAAGCACUCCGCCUCCUGCACCUGCUGCCUCUGCUGGGGGUAGUGGCGGUGCCGGGCGUCGUCAGGCGCUCUCCAGCAACAACGCAGCGGCCCCGGAGUCGACAGAUUCGGGUGCAGCAGCUGCCCAAGACGGGGGAAAGAGAAACAGCUGCAACAGUAGCUCAAACGUACUCCACAGCAGCCGCGGCAGCAGCAGCCGCAACAGCAGCAGGAGCCGCACUCGCAGGAACAGCCACGGGAGCAUUUCAAACAGUCGGAUGCUCCCCGAGGAGGGUUAUGCGUAUACCAAGAAUAUGGCCUAUCUAGCACCGCUUGUAGAGGCAAAGAAAGUUGGCCCUGGCGACUUCGUGCUGCUGCAUGUCAUUGGGAAGGGCUCAUAUGGGAAAGUGAUGCUGGUCCGGUUCGAACAAGACGGCCAGUUGUACGCGCUAAAGGUUCUUCUUAAGGAAUCCUUGCUUCGUCGCAGCCAGGUGCAGCACACGCGCACGGAACGGGCAGUUCUGGAGGCGAUCUCUCAUCCUUUUAUCGUGCAGAUGCACUUCGCAUUUCAGACACCCAAGAAGCUGUACUUUGUUCUAGAGUAUUGUCCCGGGGGGGAGUUGUUUUUCCACUUGCAGAAAGAAGGAAAGUUCACUGAGGACCGCUCACGCUUCUACGCUGCUGAGCUGUUGCUCGCCUUGGAGCAUCUUCACAAGCACAACGUGAUCUACCGAGACCUCAAAUCAGAAAAUGUUUUGCUGGAUGUGGAUGGGCAUAUACGGCUGACAGAUUUUGGCCUUUCAAAGAGCGGCAUCGCCGACAACAAUAGUGCCAGAUCCGUGUGCGGGACCCCUGAGUACAUAGCCCCUGAGAUCCUGUGUCAGGUCGGGCACGGAAAAGCAGCGGACUGGUGGAGUCUUGGGGCCCUGCUCUAUGAAAUGCUGACAGGCCUGCCUCCUUUCUACACGGCCAACCGCCAGGCCCUCUUCACAAACAUUCUCUGGGGGGGACUGGAAUUCCCAGCGGAUCUGUCCCCCGCAGCGGUUGACCUCCUUAAGAAUCUAUUGCACCGCGACGCCAAUGAGCGACUGGGCGCUGGACCCUUAGAUGCAGAGGAGAUAAAGAGGCAUCCGUUUUUUGAAUCUGUAGAUUGGGACUUGCUCCUUGCGAAGAAGAUAGAGCCACCGUUCAAACCCCGCCUCCACUCGCAUGAGGACUCCAAGUACUUUCCAGCGGAUGUUAAACGAGAACCCGUUUUGUCGGAUGACGGUGAAGGGCCUGACGCAGCAUUCGGCACCGCCACCUCUAGUGCCAAUAGCAUGAGAAUGCAACGGUCUCGCACGCCUCUUCCGCGCUCUGCAGGGAACAGCAGCCGCAGCAGUAGCAGUAGAGUGGCAACAUCUACUGCAGCGGCAGAUCUUACAGCGGGUGGCAAUUGUACAACGACAGCUCAUAGGGGGACAGCACAGCACCCAGAUAGCGCAUGCAGAGAGGAACACUCACAUGCAUGCGACUCUCCCUCUUCUGAUAAUUUUCAGCCCACCGAAGACGAGGAAGGGGAGGCCCUCUUCAAGGGAUUUACCUACGAUGAACGCCUCCAGGGGACCUGGGGCAAAGCGGCAACAUCUCCGGACGACCCCUACGAUUUCUAG
Molecule: messenger RNA, 4104 nt
Organism: Eimeria acervulina
Lineage: Eukaryota; Apicomplexa; Conoidasida; Eucoccidiorida; Eimeriidae
Product: AGC kinase, putative
Exons: 9
Coding region: 1-4104 (1367 amino acids)
Biological process (GO): protein phosphorylation
Molecular function (GO): ATP binding; protein serine/threonine kinase activity
Source: RefSeq, a predicted model, not a curated record